AACAACAAUAAUCAUUAUUUUUCGCGAUAUGGUUUUGUAUGAUGGAAGUGAAGCUAAGCGAAAGACGAGGCCUUCUUCCUUUCAUCAAACUCCUUCCAAGACCAACCUUUCCAUCUCAGAGUUCUUCUGUCCUUUCCUUACACAAUAAUUUCAGAGGCUUUACUCAGAAAUGGAGGUUUCGGAUUCAGGAUAUCUCAAAGGCUGAACAGCCCACCAAGCACUACUUGGUUCAUGUUAUCAAAGAGGGUGAAACUUUGACUUCGAUUUCAAAGCAGUACGGGGUUUCAAUACAUGCCAUUGCCACUGCUAAUAAGACUAUACAGGACGUUGAUGUUCUUUUCGGAGGCCAGCACCUUAACAUUCCUUCUGACACACGAGACACACUAGUGGUUAGGACUGUGAUAAUUUGGUUACGGGGCCUCAAACUACCAGAAAAUCAUUUAGGAUCUGUGAAUAUCUUGGAUGGACUUCUAGAGCAGAAGAGUUUCAAUGUGCUAUCCUCUCAUUAUUUACCACACGCUAAAACCACUGGUUAUUUUCUAGUUCUGGUUCCUCUUGUAGCAUUUUGCGUUAGACUCAUACUGGAUGCCUUUCACACUAGAGUUGCUGGAGAGUUGAAAGAUGAAGUUGCAAGUGAAUCAGAGUACCAGCAUCAUAGGUGCAGAAGCAUGCGGUGGAAAUCUGCGCUCAGUGACAUAGAAGAAAUAGAUUCCGUGGAUGCUGAGCUAAGUCCACAUUCCAACAACUAUUCAGAAGCUCAAUCUCAAGUUUCUUUCGAAGAGAUGUCACAUGUUUACAACAAGCUCGAACAGGAUUACCAGAAAUUUCUAUCAGAAUGUGGAAUGAGGGAAUCUGGUCACUGGCGUGGAGGUUCUCCUGAAUAAAACCAUUCAGCCGCAUCAAUUAUCAGUCAUUACAAAUAUGGCUAUUGUAUAGCUUUUAGAUGUGAUAUAGAAUAUAGGAUUAGAUUUCAAAUGCAUUUUACUUUUUAGUCUCAAAGUAGUUUUACUUGCAACUUUCUGUUUGUAUAUCAGUAUAUGUACCACUAAGUGGUGGGAAUAAGGUUUGGUUACGAAAAUCAAUCAAUAUACCUAUAAUUUUCGAAGUGUUAAGCCUUGGCUCGUAUGAAAUCACAUGAUCAACCAUUCCACUACAUCAUUACCACAUAACAAAUCAAAAUUUUCCAGUCUAUGAUCAUCAAAUAACGAUUUCACAUCAUCCAUUUUAUUUGUAAAACAGUUAUUGACACUGUCAGAAACCAUAUGAGUUAAACUACAUGCCCUCAACUGCCUUGCUCAACUCCCCCCCCUUUUCAUCGAACACGGCGAGCUUUUUCUUCCUGUCCUAUCCCAAGUGAUUUCUGGGCCUUUUCAAUGCCUUCUGGAUC
Molecule: messenger RNA, 1387 nt
Organism: Carya illinoinensis
Lineage: Eukaryota; Viridiplantae; Streptophyta; Magnoliopsida; Fagales; Juglandaceae
Exons: 6
Coding region: 39-884 (281 amino acids)
Source: RefSeq, a predicted model, not a curated record